Penicillium longicatenatum is the source of this 2250-nucleotide messenger RNA. RefSeq lists its product as uncharacterized. Bases 1 to 2250 code for a protein of 749 amino acids. The transcript has a single exon. Lineage: Eukaryota; Fungi; Ascomycota; Eurotiomycetes; Eurotiales; Aspergillaceae. The record is from RefSeq and is a predicted model, not a curated record.
AUGGCACGAGGUCUUUCUUUCGCGUUAAUAUGCGGGCUGUUGACCCUCGCGAAUGCUGUGGCCCCGUACUCAGCGUCAUGGUCCAGCACAAGUUAUGGACCCGAUGGUCCGUGGAACGCGGUGCUCGUCCAACUGGGCUUCGGUAACAAUAAGCAGUCCGUUGCGCUUUAUCCUGGUGAUCGCUGGGCGAGCACCAUCCUCCUCGAUACCGUAUGCUCGACGCCCAAUCUCACCGGAUCCUCCUGCCUCGCCGAAAGUGCUGGGACCUACAAUGUCGGGGCGUCUCGCACCGCUUUUAUUCCAUCCAGCAAUUCCAACGAUGCGAGCGAUAUGACGUGGGUCUCCGGUACGGAGAAUGUCUUUGUGAACAAAUUCAGCGGCGAUGCGUACGUCAAGAAGGGCCAGCUUGGGGAGAUAUUUAACAUCGCUGGGGCGUCGAUAUCCAAUGUCAGCGUCAGUGGUAUCUACGAAGCCUAUCAGACUUAUCCGAAUGGCAAGAAAUAUCCGGUGGAAGUGGGCACGUUGGCACUUGGUGCGCCUGCGCUCAAUCAGACGGUGGACAACGGGACCUACCGUCUGGUUGAGUCUUAUCUUUGGGAGAACGGCCAGAUUCCUUCAUAUUCGUGGGGUAUGCAUAUCGGCUCAGUGGCGCCAAGUAUUGCUGGAUCGCUGGUAAUGGGGGGUUAUGACCAGGCUAGGGCUAUUGGCAACGUCAGCAGCCAGCCGGUGAAUUCCACAAAUGGUCUCGGCACCCUAGAUAUCAACCUGUUCGAUAUCGGACUCGGUGUCGCUAUGGGGAAGUCGCCGUGGAAGUUUAACAGCAUGAAUGGUCUUUUCCGGAGAGAUAAUAGUUCAGGGGAUAGUUCGGCCUCUGUGCAAAUUGACCCCACCAGACCAUAUCUCUAUCUUCCUAAGGAUACCUGUGAUGCCAUUGCGGAGCAGCUUCCUGUCAGUUAUAAUGAAGGACUUGGCCUUUACUUCUGGAACACCUCCGUCCACCAAUUCGAGCACGUCACCAAUUCUCCAGCAUACCUUUCUUUCACAUUUGAGAACAACGCAGGUGCAGAUGCAUCUACGCCAAAUAUCACCAUCAAAGUGCCAUUCAAUAUUCUCAAGCUUACACUACAAGCACCACUUGUUGAGCAAAACACGACCUACUUCCCUUGUCACCCAUCGGAUGAAUAUGUACUCGGCAGAGCUUUUCUACAAGCAGCCUUCCUAGGCACGAACUGGAUGAAUGGAACUGGAGGAGGCUACUGGUUUUUCGCUCAAGCUCCAGGCCCGAAUCUGCAGGGCGAGACUAUAACAACAAUCCAGGUCACUGACACCACAGUCGUGCCUGGCUCGGGUGCUUGGGAGGAUUCCUGGUCCGGCUGGUGGCACGUUAUCCCACACGGAGGUGGUCUAUCACAGGGUGCAAAGAUAGGCAUUGGUAUUGGCUGCGGUGUUGCUGGUGCACUAGCCGUUUGCCUCAUUGGGCUUUUAGUCGCCCGUUGCAUGCGAAAGAAGAAGAACAUUGACCCAUCAGAAGACGACGAAGCAACAGAGUUGGCUACUUCGAAUAAUGCUACGGAGGUGGCUGGACCACCUCCCGACACACCGGAGGUUCCGGGCACUCCAGAUCACCCAGGCCACGCCGUCGGUGCAUUUGAGCAGGCCACUGUUGUAUCCAAUGGAUCCAAUGGAUCCGGGCAAGCUGACCCCGAUACUGACCUGCACGGGGUCUAUGGAGAUAAACCACCCCCGUGGUCACCGCCGCUACAGCCAUUACUCGGACAGAUGCAAUCAAUGCCCGGGCAUAGUCAACCAGUACCGGGGCUUGAUCCGACAAUACCUUCAUAUGAUAAUCCUAUGCCGGGACAUCCUCAGUCUAUAUCAGAGCAUGAUCCGGCAAUACCGUCGUACGAUAACCCUAUGCCAGGACAUGACCAAUCCAUAUUAGAGCACGAUCCGACAAUACCGUCUUAUGACAACCCCAUGCCGGGCCACGUUCAAUCUGUAUCAGAGCACGAUCCGACAAUACCUUCAUAUGAUAAUCCCAUGCCGGGACAUCCUCAAUCCACAUCAGAGCAUGAUCCGACGAUACCUUCAUAUGAUAAUCCCAUGUCGGGACAUCCUCAAUCCAUAUCAGAGCAUGAUCCGACAAUACCGUCGUAUGACAAUCCCAUGCCAGGCCAUGGCCAAAGCACCAAUCUUCAUCACGAUGAUUAUGAAGAUGCUUACAAUGAUUACAUUGCACAUAUACCCUAA